This is a messenger RNA of Ruditapes philippinarum (Manila clam), 1738 nucleotides long. RefSeq names its product cytochrome P450 2B4-like. Lineage: Eukaryota; Metazoa; Mollusca; Bivalvia; Venerida; Veneridae. The record is from RefSeq and is a predicted model, not a curated record. The coding region runs from base 137 to 1627 and encodes 496 amino acids. Gene Ontology annotation, biological process: xenobiotic metabolic process. The transcript has 8 exons. Gene Ontology annotation, cellular component: cytoplasm; intracellular membrane-bounded organelle. Gene Ontology annotation, molecular function: heme binding; iron ion binding; oxidoreductase activity, acting on paired donors, with incorporation or reduction of molecular oxygen, reduced flavin or flavoprotein as one donor, and incorporation of one atom of oxygen.
CAUGUUGUAUAAAGUCAUUGUUUAAGAGAGUAAUAUGUAAAGAGUUGUAAGAUGGUGAAUAUGUUCUAAUGAUUAAAUGAAGACCUAAACAGCUGUCAUUAAGUAAUAAAGAAAUUUAGAACGUCGUUGAAAAAAUAUGGAUUUAACUGUUAUUCUGGUGGUGAUAGCAAUAUUUUGCAUAACAUUGUACUAUAUAAGAACCCCGGGCAAUUUACCGCCCGGACAUUUUAAAUUUCCAAUCUUUGGUUCAAUAUUUUUACUGCACAAACUUUCAAAAAGAAGGAAUCACUUAGUGUUUGCUGAUGAGGCGAGAAAGUAUGGAAGCGUUUUCCGUUGGUAUUUAGGGAAUCAAAUGUUUGUUGUUCUUAGUGGAAUGGACGUCAUUAACGAAGCUCUUGUGAAGAAAGCAGAAGUAUUCAGCAACAGACCUGAAAACAAAGGGGAAGUUACAGGUGCAACAAAAGGCAUUGCGUGGAGUAACUAUGGACAAUAUUGGCGAGCAUUGCGAAAGUUCACGAGCCGAGCGCUUCGUGAUUUUGGUGUCGGCAAAACAUCUAUAGAAGAAAAGAUAAGUUUUGAAAUUCAGUUCGUCAUUGAUACACUUCAAUCUGCCGAUGGUCAACCCGUAUCCAUAAGUGACCUGAUACGAAAAUUAGUUGCUAACGUCAAUUAUGAAAUUAUUUUUGGCAAAAGGUUCGACUACGAUGACCGGGAACUAGAUCGAAUGACCGAGCUUUCUGAAGUUCUCAAUAAUGCUUCGCCAAUUAGUGCUGCUAUAUUUUUGCCAGAGUUCCUUGCUAAGUUGGUCAAGAAAACGGAUUCCGAGAUCGAGAAAAAGAGGAAAGCAGUCUUGAAUGAUAUCGCAAAAUAUAUUGGUGAACAAAUUGAAGAGCACAGAAACACAUUUGAUCCUGCUAAUUUACGAGACUUUCUUGAUCUAUAUUUAGACGUUGACAGGAACAAGACAGAUGAGGAAGAUUCAUUUAUAAACAGGGACAGCAUGUUUUGGAUCAUAGUUGAUUUAUUCGUCGCGGGUACUGAGACAACUAAAACAGCUCUUUCUUGGGCGUUUCUGUACUUGGUUGAAUUCCCGGGCGUUCAAGAAAAAUGUCAGAAGGAAAUUGAAACGAAAAUCAACGAUAAAGCUAUUCAGUACAGUGACCGAGAUCGUCUGGUUUAUGUAAGCGCUUUCAUAAUGGAAGUUCACAGACAUUGCUGUAUGGUUCCUUUAAACAUUCCACAUUGCGCAAGUGAAGAUUCAACACUAUCUGGCUUUCAUAUACCUAAAGGUACUGUCAUACUUCCGAUGCAAUACUCAGUAAGCAUGGACCCUAACCUCUUCAAAGAUCCAGAGACGUUUGAUCCCGAAAGGUUCAUUGAUGAGGAAGGACAAUUGAUAAACAACUUACCAUUUGUUCCAUUUUCCAUUGGACCACGAGUUUGUAUGGGUGAGGCAUUGGCAAGAACUGAGAUGUUCCUUGUAAUUACAACAUUGCUUCAGAACUUCAAAUUUCUCCGAGAAGAUCCUAAUAUUCCUCAAAGUUUCGAAUCGGAUGCCAAUUGCAGUCAACUGAAUUGUCCACUACCAGUCAAGCUUAGGGCUAUUAAGAGAAAACAGACUGAAUAAUAUUCACUGACAAACAUUUAAGUAAUUGUGUGAAUCAAACGCAUCAGAAUAACUUAUAUCUCUUUGUUUGUUUGUGUCGUAACAAAUAACAAUAUAUCAUGUAGAAGUAUA